GUCACUUUGUGGUUUAUUGCACUUCCGGAACCAGCUAUUGAUAAACUUCCUCUUUUUCUACAGAAACUAUUUCAGUUUGCUAGAGGAACAUUUUAAAUCUGAAUUGAACCACCCAUUUUCCUUUCUUAGCCAAAUCACCAAAAUGUCCAGUUAGAACAAGAAUUUAGCAUUCUGCAAAAGAAGUUAACAGCUGAGAGAUGGGAUCUCACUAUGUGGUCCAUGCUGUUCUUGAACUCCUGGCCUCAAACGAUCCUCCCACCUUGGCUUCCCAAAGUGCUGAGAUUACAGGAAUGAGCCACCACGCCUGGCCUUUACUGUUUGCUUCUACCACUAGAAUCUGAAACACUUAAAGGCAGUGACUAUCUUUUUUUUUUUUAAAUCUCCUAAACCUAGAACAGAGCUCCACACAAAUGUGGCAUUUACCAAUAAAUGAAUGAAAGCAGCAGCAGGACUACUUGACCAACUGGAUUGAAUUUACUCCACCAGAUUCAGAGAUCACUCUAGGAUUUUAAGCCUAGGAUUCUGAGUUGAAUUGAAGUCUUUAAAAAUAUGCAAUAUUAACAUAAGGCUACCAUGCUACAGAGACACUGAGGAUGCUGCAAAGAUUACUAAUAGACUCUGUGCCUAAGAAACUUAGUGGUACCAUUAACAGAUAUAGAGAAGUUGGGAGAAGAGUCAGAUGUGAGGGUAAAGAUGAAAUUUUAAAUAUGUUGAAUUUGCUGAUAGUGGGAGAUAUAUAUAUAUGGAAAAAUCCACCAAGAAGUCAUACAAAUAGAAUUAGGACAAAGAAGAUGUAGGCUGGAGGUACAGGUUUAGGAAUUGUGGCAUAAAGCUGAGAACUAAAAUCUUACAGAAUCAGGAACAAAGAAAAGUAGGUAAGGGUGAGGACUGAAUAUCAAUAAACCAUAUUUAGGAGGCAGAAGAAAAAGAGCUAGUGAGAGUAACAUGAAAGGAAGACUGAUUACAAAAAGCUACUUGAAUAUUAGUGAAGGAACAGUAGUGUCUAAUGUGGUCAAGGAGGGGAGGGGAGAGAAGAAAUAAAGAACAAUUAGAUUAGGUAAUAGAUGAUCACUGGUGUUCUUCAAGGCAGGAGAAUCAAUAUAUUUCUAGUAGAAAAUGGUGAAAAAAGGUAGAGAACACAUGGAUCCAGCAUAUAGAGCCUAUGCGUUUUGAGAAGUAUGACUAAGUGAAGUACUGAAAUAUAAUGAAGCUAGAGGGGCAGCAGAGCCAAGUACAGAACUUGUAUUAAUAAAAGAAGAGAGAUCACUGCUUAUGAGGUCCAAAUGCUGUAUGAUGGGUUAGAGUAUAUCCAAGAGUUGUUACACCAAACCUACAGUGUAUCAAGUCUAAAUUAGGAAUAAUAACUACUAAUCAACUACUACUAAUUAGGAAUAAUGUCUACCUACUUUAUGCCAGGAAUUAUAAUGAAAAGUCAAAUUUUUAACUACACACCAAUGAUGCCUGUCUUUCUCUUUCAUUAUAAACUCACUAUAGAUAAGGAGGAAAUAUUCUGAAAUGGAUCCCAAAUAUUUCAUCUUAAUUUUGUUUUGUGGACACCUGAACAAUACAUUUUUUUCAAAGACAGAGACAAUUACAACAGAGAAGCAGUCACAGCCUACCUUAUUCACAUCAUCAACGUCACAUGUAUUGGCUAAUUCUCAAAAUACAACAGGGAAUCCUUUGGGUCAACCAGCACAAUUCAGUGACACUUUUUCUGGACAAUCAAUAUCACCUGCCAAAGUCACUGCUGGACAACCAACACCAGCUGUCUAUACCUCUUCUGAAAAACCAGAAGCACAUACUUCUGCUGGACAACCACUUGCCUAUAACACCAAACAACCAACACCGAUGGCCAACACCUCCUCCCAGCAAGCUGUGUUCACCUCUGCCAGACAACUACCAUCUGCCCAUACUUCUACCACACAACCACCACCAUCAUUUGUCUAUACUUUUACUCAACAAUCAUCAUCUGUCCAGAUCCCUUCUAGAAAACAAAUAACUGUUCAUAAUCCAUCCACACAACCAACAUCAACUGUCAAAAAUUCACCUAGGAGUACACCAGGAUUUAUCUUAGAUACUACCAGUAACAAACAAACCCCACAAAAAAACAAUUAUAAUUCAACAGCUGCCAUACUAAUUGGUGUACUUCUGACUUCUAUGUUGGUAGCUAUAAUCAUCAUUGUACUUUGGAAAUGCUUAAGGAAACCAGUUUUAAAUGAUCAAAAUUGGGCAGGUAGAUCUCCAUUUGCUGAUGGAGAAACCCCUGACAUUUGUAUGGAUAACAUCAGAGAAAAUGAAAUAUCCACAAAACGUACAUCAAUCAUUUCACUUACACCCUGGAAACCAAGCAAAAGCACACUUUUAGCAGAUGACUUAGAAAUUAAGUUGUUUGAAUCAAGUGAAAACAUUGAAGACUCCAACAACCCCAAAAUAGAGAAAAUAAAAGAUCAAGUAAAUGGUACAUCAGAAGAUAGUGCUGAUGGAUCAACAAUUGGAACUGCUGUUUCUUCUUCAGAUGAUGCAGAUCUGCCUCCACCACCUCCCCUUCUGGAUUUGGAAGGACAGGAAAGUAACCAAUCUGACAAACCCACAAUGACAAUUGUAUCUCCUCUUCCAAAUGAUUCUACUAGUCUCCCUCCAUCUCUGGACUGUCUCAAUCAAGACUGUGGAGAUCAUAAAUCUGAGAUAAUACAAUCAUUUCCACCGCCUGACUCACUUAACUUGCCCCUGCCACCGGUAGAUUUUAUGAAAAACCAAGAAGAUUCCAACCUUGAGAUCCAGUGUCAGGAGUUCUCUAUUCCUCCCAACUCUGAUCAAGAUCUUAAUGAAUCCCUGCCACCUCCACCUGCAGAACUGUUAUAAAUAUUACAACUUGCUUUUUAGCUGAUCUUCCAUCCUCAAAUGACUCUUUUUUCUUUAUAUGUUAACAUAUAUAAAAUGGCAACUAAUAGUCAAUUUUGAUUUUUAUUCAGGAACUAUCUGAAAUCUGCUCAGAGCCUAUGUGCAUAGAUGAAACUUUUUUUUAAAAAAAGUUAUUUAACAGUAAUCUAUUUACUAAUUAUAGUACCUAUGUUUAAAGUAUAGUACAUUUUACAUAUGUAAAUGGUAUGUUUCAAUAAUUUAAGAACUUGGAAACAAUCUGCAUAUACUUAUUACCCAGUACAGUUUUUUUUUUCCCCCUGAAAAGCUGUGUAUAAACUUAUGGUGAAUAAACUUUUAUGUUUCCAUUUCAAAGACCAAGGUGGAGAGGAAUAAAAGACUAAGUAUAUACUCCAAGUUUUAAAUUAAUACCUCAAGUAUUAAAUAAAUAUUCCAAGUUUGUGGGAAUGGGAGAUUAAAAUGCAUGUUUGAGAAUA
Pongo pygmaeus (Bornean orangutan) is the source of this 3356-nucleotide messenger RNA. RefSeq names its product ecotropic viral integration site 2B (gene EVI2B). NCBI's taxonomy places the organism in Eukaryota, Metazoa, Chordata, Mammalia, Primates, Hominidae. Gene Ontology annotation, biological process: regulation of stem cell division; positive regulation of neutrophil differentiation. The record is from RefSeq and is a predicted model, not a curated record. The coding region runs from base 1516 to 2862 and encodes 448 amino acids. The transcript is spliced from 2 exons.